GCUCCCUCGACCCACUACCCGUACUCUAGUACACCAUACUUUGUUUACUCUAGAUGAGUGAGUGUUCUGUGCACGACUUCACGUGGUUCUGUGGUGGAGUUGUGGUGGCUGUGUUUACGGCACGUGGUGAGCGAGCAGGUAUACAAAUUCACUUCCCUGCCGCUGUCGCUUACGAGCACCUUCAAAGCGGAACGCUUGUACACACGAAGAAGAAAAAGAGCGCGGGAAGAGGAGGAUCUUGUUUUUGCUCUGGCGGCAUCACUCCAUCCAUUGCUUUAGUGCCGAUCCUUCUAAAUAGACGUCUCCCGCCUUGUAACAAUAUGUAAUGCGCGUAGCUUUGCAUCCGUGGUCGACAUUGUAAUAACACUAAUGCGGCAUAUUACACAGGUUGUCUGUCUGCCUUAAUUUUGUAUGCUGAUUUUAGGAUAUCUGUUACGACCCACCCAGACGAACGCUACAGACUCGUGAUGCCUACAGCUAAAAACAUUUUUCCUGGUUGCGCGAGGAGCACAUGUUUCACUUUGCGGCAGUUACGCGGUGAAGUGCUCAAGGCACAUAUCCCUGGAUGUUUGUACCGUCAUUUGUCUAAUUUGUUUUACUGUGCUACUGCUGUCGUUACAGCUUCUGCUGAUCUGAGUUGUGCCCGUCAAGAUAUAGGCCAUCUCUGCACCUUUGACAACAAUUAGCCGCAAGUGCUGAUUGCUGCUGGUUGGCUCAGUCCAGAAACAGGCCUCACAAAUGCGAUGAGCCUAGCUGAAAGCAUCACUGCCAAAAGGGUACGCCACGCCCCUUCAAUGGUUGUUGGUCAGGUAGAGGUUGGCAUGCAGCACAGCUUGCCUCUGGCUGACAAAUCUGUUGGCUGUUCGUUGAAACCAGGGAGCGAGUCUAGGAGCGUGCAGACUACGGAGGCUGUGGAACAGUUAAGCUCCACCUCAGCAUCGAGGCCUUUAAUUUCUGCAUCAACUGCCAAAUGUGACAACUCAAAGCAAGGAUGCUUCCACCGAUGUCAGCUAUGUGACUAUGAGACUGAUGAACUAUUUCUUCUGGAAGAACAUGCCAGCGACCAUACUGGCGAGAAACUGUUUCAUUGCCCUUUAUGCCCUCAGAGCUUUCCACAGAAGCAGAGACUGAGAACCCACCUGCUCACCCACACAAUCAAGACGCCAUUUCAGUGCACUUCAUGCUUUCGGAGCUUCUCGGAUAAAGGUCACCUGAAAGUCCACUUGCGCAUCCAUACGGGCGAGAAACCGUUUCAUUGCCUUUUAUGCCCUCAGAGCUUUUCUCAAAAGUGCAGCCUGAAAACCCACCUGCUCAACCACACAGGCAAGAAGCCAUAUGAAUGCCCUUCAUGCUCUCAACGCUUCUCGCGCAAGUCUUACUUGAAAGCCCACCUGUACAGCCACACAGGCGAGAAGCCAUAUCAGUGCCCUUCAUGCUCUCGGUGCUUCUCACGAAAGUACGACCUGAAAGUGCACCUCCUCACUCACUCAGGCGAGAAGCCAUUUGAGUGCCCUUCAUGCUCGAAGAGCUUCUCACAAAAGGGCAGUCUCAGGAGACAUGAGACGAGAAGCCAUUUCAGUGCCCACUCUGCCUUCAGAGAUUCUCGUUGAAGAAUGCCCUGGAGAUACACCAGUGCAUUCAUACAGGUGACCGGCCAUAAAGUUGCACCGUCUGCUCCAGGUCCUCAUCACUUGAACAGAUUAAAGAGAGCACAGCAACAUGGUGC
Messenger RNA from Dermacentor andersoni, 1726 nucleotides. The record is from RefSeq and is a predicted model, not a curated record. NCBI's taxonomy places the organism in Eukaryota, Metazoa, Arthropoda, Arachnida, Ixodida, Ixodidae.